CAUUUUAUGAGAAUAAGGCUUGCAUGGACAAUGGCAUGGUGAACAUUAAUGUAGAACAGCCUGACACAGUUUCUAACAUUGAAGUGCAUUGGAAAGUCCACACCUAUGAGAAUCAGCCUGGUUAUAAAGCAGGGUUUAAAGGUUGGCGAGGUUGGGGGAUGAUAGAGAUGGCCACUUAUAUGGACUGGAAUGG
Molecule: messenger RNA, 193 nt
Organism: Sphenostylis stenocarpa
Lineage: Eukaryota; Viridiplantae; Streptophyta; Magnoliopsida; Fabales; Fabaceae
Source: the annotation of a GenBank genome assembly